AUGGGAUUUUUGUAUCAGGUGCUUAAGGAUGUCAGCGAGAAACAGCCUUAUCAAGUGGGUAAAGAAACGUAUUUAAAAAAGGUUCUUGGUGAAAUAAGUGAACAAUUAUAUCGAGGCAAUAGCGGAUUUAAUAUUGCGCUUCCCAAGAUGCUUAGCAGGAUUGGCAAGUAUAAUGCUGACGUGCAACAGCACAAUGACAGCGUUAAAAAACCUACAGAGACAUUUUUGAGACGCUUAAAAAAUGAUUUCCCAAAGGAAAUUAAGAGAAUUCCAACUGACGAAAACCUCAAAGAAAUGAGUUCACAUACUGUCGAGAAUGCAGUGGCUCCUACCAGGGAGCUGUCCGGCAAGUAUAUUCAGUAUGGUAACGAUUUUGACAGGGCUCUUCAAAAAGCGAAAAAGGAGAUCAGCAAUCUCAAUUCGCAAUGUAAGAACAAUGUAACAACGGCGCAAAAACAGGUGAAGUAUGUGACUGAGAGGCUUGCGGCUUUGUCGACCAAGGAAGAGAGUGAUUUGAAAGCUGUCGAAAAUGAGAUUACAGAGACACUGAAUUCGCUUAAAGACGGUGUAAAUGUGAGAGUAAACAGAGAUGUCAGUGAACUCGUUAAGCUUUUAAAAGAUAAGGUAUCGGCGAUUUGGAAAUUGCUGGAGGAAAUUGAUAAGAAGCUCUAUGAGUAUGUCGACGCACUGCAAAAAUGGAUUGAUAAGGCGGAUAAAGAUGUAAAUCAGGCCAUAAGUAAAGCGGACGGAAUCGAACAAAAACUGCCUGGAGGCAAAAAUCGUGAUGAACUCAAUAGAAUUUCAAGCGAGUUGAAAAAAAGGAGCGAUGUGAUCUGGGAGUACAUUGGGGGUAUGAAAAACCAAAUUGAGGAAAACGUGAAAGCAGCGCUUAAUGCCGUGAAGGAUAUGGACGGCAAGCUGAAAGAGGAUUUGUAUGAAGUGAGGGAAGCAAUUAAAAAUGAUAUGGAUCUAAUUAAUAAUAAGGUGAAAGAAUUGGGUAAGCGUUUUACCGGCAUAGAAGACGGCAAUCAGAAUAAAAUCGCGGAGAUUGUGAAACACAUUAAAACAAAGGUUGGGAGUAUCACGGGGCAUGAUAGAAGCAAUACAGGUAUCCAACAGAUUGUUAGUGGCGCUUUCAAGUAUUCCGGUGGUUUCGGUCAAGGUACAAUGUUCUAUGGUACUGUUAGUAAUUGGGUAGACAACAUAGUGGCUCAAAAUGGUCUUGUAAAAAAAAGGAUUGAUGAGUACUUUGUCAAGAAUGAAGAUAAAUUAAUAAAAAGCUAUAAGAAUCAACGCGGCAAAGAGGCUGUUAAGCAAGCAAUCAAAGACGAGCUCAUGUUGGCGCUUACCACCGAGAUAGAUGAAGCCCACAAAUCGAUCAGAGUGCAAAGAGAUGGCAAGGUAUCAAACAAUGUCGAGUAUGUGAAACAGGUGUGUAAUGCAUUUGCUGCUAACGUUGAGAGAAGGUUUUCGGGACUGAAUGAUCAAAUGUACACCCUUAUAAAUAAUAUAACGGCUAAAGUGGAGAGCGGAGUGAGGGAAAGUCGCGAGCUCACCGACAAUUACUACCUUAAGCGUGCUAUUGAAUCGACUUCAUCUGCGCUAUUAUCGAAAGCAAGACAAUCUGCUAGCGAAAUUGACUCAUUCGCUCUCCUGGCAACUAGGGUCGGCGACGGAAUCCACAAAACCAGCAUCGCUGCGGAGAUAGAUAGACUCUACGGUGCGGCCAAUGAGCUUGACGGUGCUUUAAAAACGGCCAUUAAUGAUCGAACUACUAGCACCAAACCGGCCGAAGACGUUGACAAAGCCAUCGCCCAGGUAAUGAAAACGCUUGAUAAGCAGCUACCAGAAACUCUAAAUGGUAAUAAAGUUAAUCUUCAAGAGACAAGUGAGGCAGUAUUUCAGAGAUAUAAGUUGCAAGUCUCCCAAUCAGCAGAAAGCCUGGCUGUCGCAGAACGCGAUGCUGAAAAACUUGAAGGCACUCUCCCCGCUGCGAUCAAGAAAAUCCGUGACGACGCCUCUGGAUAUAACGUUACUGUUACCAAAGAAGAUCUCUCAAAAUGGUCGGGCGAAAUCACAUCUAAUCUGAACUCCCUAAUGUCCGAAUUCUCUGAAGUUGGCAAGGUCCUAAAGCAGCAGUUGACUAAGCUGAAGACAUAUAUUGGCAUGAAUCAUAAUAAAAGCGCAGCUGACGAUACGCUUCAGAAAAUUAAGGACAACCUUGAUAGCCUGCGAAGAGUCCAGCUGAAAGAGGCCCGUAAGUUCGCAGAGCAGUUUCUCACCUACGCCCAGGAAUUAAGUGUAAAGUAUGUCAAACGAAUUCAGGAGCACAUAGCUGAGCAAACAACAUGCGCUAUCACCACGCUAAACACGGAUGCCCGCAAACACUACAUCUCCACCAUCCGCGAACUGCUGACCGAUUAUGCCCAAAAGGUUCAGAGCGAGUUGAGCAAGUUGCCCGAAGAGAUUGACGACGACCUGAGAAGGGGCUACAAAGGCUUCGUGAAAAAGAUCGAAACGCAUCUCCUGCCGGGACUCACCAUACCGCCAAACACCCCGCUCAAGGACGCCGCGUCUACCCUCAAGGCCAAGCUCACCGCUUUCAUGGAACAACUGCAACAGCAAGCGGAUUUCAAGAAAUCAUUCGAGACCGUCAGACCGUCCCACACUGCGCUUCUCCAGUUACUUCAGCAGCUUAGCGAGUCCAAGCACUUCGGCCACCUCGUCCCUCCCAGGGUCAAUGCUCUGCUCGAUAGGCUCGGUGAGCUGUCGCCUAACAAGUACAAGGAGGAGGCACAACCCAUGCUAGACACGCUUAAAGCGGGGUACGGAGCGUUUGCUGAGGAACUAGGUAAAGCCUACGUCUCCGUCUACGACGGCGCUCGCAAUAUCAACUGGGAUCAAGCAAACAACCCGGAAACUACAUACUGCGCCAAGAUAUUCUUGACCGCAUUUGCCACAAUUUACGAUGCUGUGCACGACUUGAGAAUAAAUUGCAAUAGUCUGAAGGGACACCAAAUUCACUCGACCUCUGAUCUUGGCAGGUUGUUCCUACGGCACGGCUUCAGAGUAUCACACGGCGACAAACAGCACUGGGAGCUGCAAAACAAGAGCGUCAUAAACGGUGAAUACGUCGCCAACAGAAUCAGUUUUAGGGUUGACGCCGCGAAAGACAACGAGCAUCUUAAAAAGUGUGAGUCGAAUGAACGCAAGACGAACGUCCUCUUUAAUCUUUUUGACAUUCUCAAAUGCCUUCUGCGUCACGUCGACCAGUACAACGCAGCGUGUCACAUCGCUAUACUCCCCAAACCUAGAACGCCAUGUACCGUUUUCGAGAUGCUGGUGUGGCUUUCAGGGCUCACUUACACUUCCGCGUACCAGGCGCUGCUAUCAGACGGGUUCACCAACGUGCUUGAUAAUCCGGAUAAGCCGCUUGCUGGCGACGGAGAGAUCACCGUAUUUGACAUCGAGCAGUCGUACCUGGAGGCGCACCCGCAGAAGAUCACGUAUAAGAACAUACGGACGGUGUUGCAAUACCUUUGCUCGAAAUCGUACGAUUUGCUUACCACCGUUGUUGGCCACGGCGACGCGGCGACAUUCUACGCUUGCGACUAUUCGAAUAACACGCUGAAUCUGUACUACCCGAGCUCCGGCGAAGAUUGUUUGCAGAUGUUGCUUGACUUCCUGCGCAGAAUUCUGCAGCCGCUCAGGUAUUUGUUUGAACGAUGCAGUGUCGCAGACAAGAACUACGGAUGGGCCGACUGCCACUACGGCAGGGACGUACCUACGACCAAAUCGCACUGCAACAUCAAGCCAACGGACGAUGUAACGUGCCUACCAAACUGUCAACCAAAUUGCAAACCAAAUUGUCAACCAACAUCGCCAUUGAUGAACUACCUAAGUGACUCUCUACUCGGCUACCUGCCACAUAGAUUGGAGUCUGUUGGAUGCAAAUCUAAAUGCUCCACCUGCCCCUCCACAUCCAGGCUGGGAAUGCCGUGCGUCACACCGCUGGGUUUCAGGGCGUUCUCCGGGUCGACCAAAACAGGCCGUCAGCUAUGUGAGAUAAUUCGCGAAUUCUUAGGUAGUGGCGUGGUUUCAUCAUUGUUUGGCUUGUCACCAACUCCGCCGAAAACGCUGCCGGAGCAUUUCAGUUUCGGGUUAAGCUUGGUUAAUAAGUGGGUCAAAGUUGCAUCUUAUAUUACUGAUGCAGGUAUAAAACCAGUAUCACAAACUAAGAUUGAAGCAUCUAUUCAGACGCUCUCCAUUAAGCUCUGCACUGACACGGGUAAGCUUACCAAUGUACUUCGUGACGCUUAUGGCAGCAGUCAGCAUGAGCACCAAGAUCAAAAUCAUCUCGAAGUCUAUGCCGAUGUAUCUAGCCUAUGCAUGACUAGAAGUUGCACCGACAGGGAUAUGCGCUGCGCUCCAUACCUAUCCACACUGUGUUCGGACACGUAUCAAUACCUUGUUCAUAAGAACUUUGCCACGUACCUUACAUGGGCUGUCUACCUGCCGUGGGAUUUCUGGAAUCAACUGAAUAAUUUGUGUAACGCAUUCAAGAACAUUUUCUGCCAAGACUGGGGAUGCCAUACGUGUCUGCGUGCUGAGAAAUGUAAGCGUGGACAGCAUGGCCUCGUCGAGAAAGUUGAGAAUCAACCUGACAAGCCUCAUUGCAAUUGUCCAUCGAUGGUUCAGUGCAAGGGUGUAUCCGCAACACUGUACCAGUUCGGUUUCUGUUUUGGUAACGCGGCGACAUUAAAUAACGAGGCAUCGGCUAAGAAGUGUUCUGAUUUCUGCUCUCAGCUGGACAAGGUGUUGAAAUCGGAAUAUUUUGUUAAGCUGUUCAAAGAAUGUGACAUAUUCAUUUGGACUAUCAGAGAACCGUUCACCUACUUGGUUCUCGCGCUCUGGUCACUAUCCCUCUUCUACCUCAUCUGCGUCAUGGUUGGCAGACUGGAUGUGCUCCACAUCCGCUCACACCUGAGAUCACCAUCAUCGCACAGGAUAACGGCGCAGUCAUUGUUGGCUGCUGCGCAAGUCGGAAGGCUUGCCAAGAUAUCGUACCUUCAACCGUGA
Messenger RNA from Babesia bigemina, 5079 nucleotides. RefSeq lists its product as hypothetical. The record is from RefSeq and is a predicted model, not a curated record. Bases 1 to 5079 code for a protein of 1692 amino acids. The transcript has a single exon. Lineage: Eukaryota; Apicomplexa; Aconoidasida; Piroplasmida; Babesiidae.